AUGGACUCGGGCAGCGCGGAGAUCGUUGUGGAUUGCGGUGUCUUCCAGAUAUACAGCGACGGUCGCGUCGAGCGCUUCGCCGGCAUGGAAACCGUGCCCGCCGGCUUCGACGCCGACACCGGUGUCACCUCCAAAGACGUGGUCAUCGACGCCAAGACCAGCGUCGCCACGCGGCUGUACCUGCCAGCCAUCCAUACGGCCCCGUCAUCUCCCCAGUCGGACGACAACGACAGCAACAGCGCCACGGCGAAGCUUCCCAUCCUCGUCGUCUUCCACGGCGGCUUCUUCGUCAUGGGCUCACCGGCUGAUCCUGACUUCCACCGCUACAUGAACUCGCUGGUCGCCAGCGCCCGCGUCGUCGCUGUCUCCGUCGGCUACCGCCUCGCGCCUGAGCACCCGCUCCCUGCAGCCUACGAGGACUCCUGGACCGCGCUCAACUGGGCGGUUUCCGGCGCAGCAGACCCGUGGCUGUCCGCUCACGGCGACCCAGGGCGCGUCUUCGUGGCCGGUGGCAGCGCCGGGGCGAACAUCGCGCACAACAUGGCCAUCGCCGCGGGCGUGAGCGGCUUGCACGCCGCGGAACAACCACCACCACCACGCGUCGAAGGCGUGCUCCUGCUCCACCCUUCGUUUGCCGGCGAGCAGAGGAUGGAAGAAGAGGAAGACGGAUUCUGGCAAGCUAAUAAGAGGAGGUGGGAGGCCAUCUUCCCCGGCGCGAGAGACGGGCUGGACGAUCCGAGGAUCAACCCGAUGGCCGCUGGCGCGCCGAGCCUGGCGAAGCUGGUGGGCGAGCGGCUGCUGGUGUGCACGGCGUCGGAGGACCCGAGGGCACCGAGGGGCCGGGCGUACUGCGAGGCCGUGAGGGCCAGCGGGUGGCGGGGGAAGGUGGAGUGGUUCGAAUCACAAGACGAGGGACACGCAUUCUUCGUCUCCGGCCACGGCAGCCCCGAGGCCGUUGCGCUGAUGGAUCGAGUGGUUGCUUUCAUUGCUGGCCAUUGA
Messenger RNA from Miscanthus lutarioriparius, 999 nucleotides. The record is from the annotation of a GenBank genome assembly. NCBI's taxonomy places the organism in Eukaryota, Viridiplantae, Streptophyta, Magnoliopsida, Poales, Poaceae.